Molecule: messenger RNA, 3779 nt
Organism: Perca flavescens (yellow perch)
Lineage: Eukaryota; Metazoa; Chordata; Actinopteri; Perciformes; Percidae
Gene: gprc5ba
Product: G protein-coupled receptor, class C, group 5, member Ba
Exons: 4
Coding region: 769-1959 (396 amino acids)
Biological process (GO): G protein-coupled receptor signaling pathway
Cellular component (GO): signaling receptor complex; intracellular membrane-bounded organelle; plasma membrane
Molecular function (GO): protein kinase binding; protein kinase activator activity; G protein-coupled receptor activity
Source: RefSeq, a predicted model, not a curated record
GCUGUGCGUCUAGAAAGGAUGUAUUAAGGUGGUCCCCCUGUCAGGCACCAAUUCAUUUAUCGGAGAGUAAAACCAGUUAAAGGGAGGGAGGACAGAGAGCAGUCAGUGGCGGCUCUGGAGAGCUGUCACUUUCUCUGUGUGUAUAGGCUAUAGCCUAUGUGUGCGUGUGCGUGUGUGUGUGUGUGCAGAGAGGGAUUAUCAGUAGGCUACUAGUAGCGCACUUUUGGUGAUGCAUUCAGUCGGGAGAAGUGCAGCGGGGAGCAGUGAGUGUCAACCCUGACAUUCAGCGGCAUAUUCAGCGCAGUAGCAGGAGAAGGGGAUCCGGCAGGCUUUGGGGCACCGUGUCUGUGCAUCACAGGAUUUCGACUUAUUGUGUGUUUUAUUUAUUUUUGAUGAAUGCUCGUUUCGUGGUGCAGUGAAAGUCAAAGAUGCGCACCGCUGAACAAAGGAUUUAAGGGGGAAACCAUCAAGAAUCUUUUCCACAUUUGAAUCCUGACACCCCCGGUGUGUUUCGUCCAUGCCCAUUCUGCCUCUGAGGACAACAGACACGGGCUGAAUAAUCGGGUGCCUCUGGUUUAAAAGCUGGAGCAGGAGGAAUCAUCUGGGCUGAUCGCGUACGAGCCCAUGUGGAUGGAGAGAGAAUACGCAAACACAGAGAGUGGAGCUCGUUCCGAAAUGUGACAUUUUUACUCUCCCAGUCUCGCAUCAAACCUGAAACCGGUGCUUCUGCCUUCGUCCUCGAUCGGAUUUUUUUACAUCAAUUGAGGGAUGGCGUUCCUCCCGGUCCUCCUGCUGCUGCUGACUGUCGCUCAUCGUGCCACCGGACUCUCUGAGGCCUCUGAGCCUCUCCCACGAGGCUGCGGCUGGGGCCUCGUCCGUCCCUACACCCUCCUCUGUGACCUGGACUCCAUAUGGGGUGUGGCUGUCGAGUCGGUGGCUGCCGGUGGGGUGCUGACUGCCAUCUUGCUAGCCUUAGUCCUGCUCUGCCGCUUACACCACAUCAGUGAAGCUGAGAAGCGCAGCGGCGUGGGACCCAUCCUCCUGCUGCUCCUCGGCAUCCUCGGCUUGUUCAGCCUGAGCUUUGCUUACCUGAUCGAGCAGGAUGAGUCUUUAUGUUUGCUCCGCAGGGCCCUGUGGGGUCUCCUGUUUGCCGUCUGCUUCUCCUGCUUGCUGGUGCAGGGUGUGCGCCUGCGCAGGAUUGGCCGUGAGCGCCGGAGCCCCGGCGGCUGUGCCCUUACAGGCCUCGCGCUGGGUUUGAGUGCCGUGCAGGGCAUCAUCGCCGCCGAGUGGCUACUUCUCACCGUGCUGAGGGAGGGACGUGCUGCCUGUCAGUACCUGCCACUGGACUUCUCACUAGCCUGCAGCUACGUGCUAGCCCUCCUACUAGCCGCGCUGACUGCCGCCUCUCUGGCCCUGUGCGGGAAGACACAUCAGUGGCGCUGCAAUGCCAUCUGGCUGCUGGUGACCUGCCUGCUGUCGCUGCUGCUGUGGGUGGCCUGGGUGGGCUUCUAUCUGUACGGCAACGCCUGGCUGGGGAGGUCCCCGGACUGGAAUGAUCCGGCACUGGCCAUUGCUUUAGUGGCUCAGGGCUGGCUGCUACUGAUCUUCCAUGCCAUUCCUGAAUCCCACAUCUGCCUGAGACCCCCUCCACAGCCCACUGCCCCAGAUUACUUUGACACUUCCCAGAACUCGACACGGAUGAGGGAGACCAGCUUCGACGAAGACAUCCCUCUCUCUCACAGGCAGUUUGUGGAGAACCAGGGCUACGGAUACAACGAUGAGAACACCGCAGGAUUGAGGACCGGUGGUGGUGCUGGGCAACACAACAGCAACACCACCGCCAGACCCAGCGCUCCUUUCCGCAGCAAUGUCUACCAACCCACCGAGAUGACCAUGAUCCUGAACGGGGGAGCGGUGCCCUCUGCCCCUCCAACCUACACGGGGAGGCAGCUGUGGUGAGUGAGAGGAUUGGAAAGAAGAUGUGUGGUAGAAAAUGAAGAAGAGGAUGGAGAGGGUGAGGAGGGAGGGAUCCGGGACGAGGGGCCUGCCUUGUUGAAUUGGACUUAAAACAUGGAUGCCAACAGGGCCCUUCAACUCUGUGUACAGACUUUAACACUGACUGUGUGCCAAUCAACUAUUGUAUGAGUGUGUGUGAGACUGAGAGAGAGAGUAGGGUGUGGAGGACAGAGCUAAAGCUCUUCUAGCUCACAAAUCUCUAUAGAAGGGUUCAAAAACUCAAUACGUGACCAGCAAGUAGCAAAACAAAACGCACGCUGACUCAGAUCCGAAAAUGUCAACAUGCAGUAUUAUUUUCCCUUUGAUUUGCUCCCCUGAGACUAUACAGCACUGUUAGCAUCCUUGAAAAACUGUGAAAUCUAUCGCCUUUUCCUGCUCCAUCUCUCUUCCUGUCAGUCAGGAUGUCUUUUCUGCUGCUCCUCACAAUGCUGGCGCUCACGUGGGAACAUUUGGCUCUGUCCUCCAUCCAUCCACAGCGUAGGUGAAGACAGAGCACAUGGGCAACUGUACAGCUCGAGCACCGCCCGCUUAAAAAAAUCCAGCCUCUGUGGGUGUGUAUGUAUAUGAGUAUAUGAGAGGAAAAAAAAAAUUUAAAAAAAGAGUGUGUGUAUUCGCUACAUCUCAACUUCACCGCUCCGAUAAACCUCAUCCCUCCAGACUGUUACCCCUCCAUGAACACUUCUUCCUCCCUGUCUAUCUCCGUUUCCGGUAUUACUGCACCGUCUGUGAAUAUAACACAUAACUCUUCUCACCUUGCCUCAUCCUCCCACCUGCAUGGACACUUGUGUGAAACAAACUGUGAAGCCCGAACUGCGGUCGGUAAAGACGUUCCCAGUGACCACGAAACGCAGCAAAAGCAGCCUGGAGCACCUGAACAGAGGGAUCGCAAGCUGCUAAUGACCUGCUGCUAGAUACAAUGGAGAAAAGUGGAUACUGAUUGGACAUGGAGGAGCGUCAGUCAUUGGUGGGGCGGCACCGCUCUAUGAAUCUAGGUCAGACUGCUGUGUGCUGCUCUCCCACAUCUCCGGUGGCCACUGGCGUUUUAAACAAGCCAGGAGAAACUGUCACUUUAUAUCAGCAGGAAACGGAGCGAGGAAAUGAAACGUUCUCCUUUACUCAACUCCUCUAUCUGUGUUCAUGUGUGCGUACUUGUGAUUUUAUGAGUGUCUGAGGUUGACGGGGGGGGGGGGUGGGAUUCAAAAGUCAAGGUUGUUUUCUGGUGCUAAAUAUUCCUCCACACAACUUCCCAGUGCAUCGCAGACCCACAGGAACAAACACGGAUACAGAUACAGUGGUCAAACCUGUGAGUGACAGGCUAUAGAUAGAGCUGUGGCUGGUGUGUGGAGAUAUCCUAGAGCCUUAGAAAGAUCAGAUUUACAGUGCAAGGUAGAGAGAGGGAGAUCAAAUAAAAGUGGAGGAAUAAGGGGGAUAGGAGCGAGCGAGGAGGAAGGAGAUAGCGAGUGACGGUCCCGAGGGGAGUCUAAUAUGUGACAGUGCGCGAUCUGUGUGAGAAAAUGGCUCCCUGGUCUGUCUGUGUGUUUGUGCGUGAUGUGCAGGCGGCCAUGCUGCUCUGUCUGCUGUCUUCUUUAUCUGGUGAAGCGUCUCUCCUCCUCCUCCUCCUCCUCCUCCUGCCUCCCAGUGGUCGGCUAUACCUCAAGUGUAGCCCUGUGCCAAGAAGAACUCUCGUUUCACUGGAGUCCCUGUUUCACGCCCUUUCCCUUCAUCACGACACCAGCUCUCUCUCACUUCACCCGAGAAGCUGU